AUGCGCAUGGACGACCCAGUUCCUCAGUUCACACAUCUUGCGCGUGAGCUUUCCAAGCUCAAAAUAGCAUAUGUCCAUUUGGUGGAGUCCCGUGUUUCAGGUGCGGGUGAUAGUGCCGUGGCCGGUGGGUAUUCCGCCAAAGGUAUCGACGAGGCUCUCGAGGUCACCUAUGGGGAAUAUGAUGUGCUCGUUGCCAUCGGUCGUUAUUUUACCUCCAAUCCCGACCUGAUAUAUCGCGUCAAGAAGGGGAUUCCUUUGUGUCCUUAUGAGCGCGACCACCUCUACACUGCGAAGAGUCCGAGGGGCUUCAUCGACUAUCCUUUCUCGGCAGAAUGGGAAUGCUCGGAGGCUGAGGCAGAGCUGGCGGAAAAGGAUCACGUUCAAUCUUGA
Penicillium olsonii is the source of this 390-nucleotide messenger RNA. Lineage: Eukaryota; Fungi; Ascomycota; Eurotiomycetes; Eurotiales; Aspergillaceae. The record is from the annotation of a GenBank genome assembly.